CCUGGGCGGGGUCUGUUCCCGCUCCGGAGAUGGUGGAGCCGAUGUGAGCGGAUCGGGGUGCAGAGCGGCUGCGGCCCCCCCUGGCCCCGAGCCCCGGGGGGAGCCCGGCCCCCCCCCCCAGCCCAGCUAUGCCCGCGGGCAGCACCGAGCCCGAUGGCAUCCUCAGCUAUCAGCAGGGACCCGAUGAAGAGGCAGUGGUUGACCAAGGAGGAACGAGCAACGUUGUCAAUAUCCACUAUGAGAAGGAGGAGCUGGAAGGACACCGGACCCUGUAUGUGGGUGUGCAGAUGCCCUUGGUGAGGCAGAGCCACCGGCACCACCGGCCCCGCAGCCAGAAGCAUCGGAAGCGCGAACGGGCGAAGGAGGCAGCUCCUGAAGAGCAGGGCUACCACUACACUCCAUCACAGCGGGUGCAGUUCAUCCUCAGCACCGAGGAGGACGAGCAGCACGUCCCUCAUGAUCUGUUCACCGAACUGGAUGAGAUCCGCGUGAAAGAAGGCGAGGGCACAGAGUGGAAGGAGACAGCGAGGUGGCUGAAAUUCGAGGAGGACGUGGAAGACGGCGGCGAGCGCUGGAGCAAACCCUACGUGGCCACACUCUCCUUGCACAGCCUCUUUGAGCUGAGGAACUGCAUCAUCAAAGGCACAGUGCUGCUGGAUAUGUGUGCCAACAGCACCGAGGAGAUCGCAGAUAUGAUCCUGGACCAGCAGAACCACUCCAGUGAGUUUGAUGAGAGCAUGCGGGAGAAGGUCCGUGAGGUCCUUCUCAAAAAGCACCACCACCAGAACGAGAAGAAGAGAAACAACCUCCUCCCCAUCGUCCUCUCCUUCGCUGACAAGCCAGCCCAAACGCUCAUCCCCCAUCCUCCUCCCACCACCAUAGAAGCUAAAAAUGGGGUAAACCACGACACCAGCCCCAUGGAUUUAAGCAAGGCAGAGCUGCACUUCAUGAAGAAAAUUCCCACUGGGGCUGAAGCAGCAAACGUGCUGGUGGGAGAGCUGGAUUUCCUUCAGCAGCCCAUCAUGGCCUUCGCCCGCCUCACCCCGGCUGUCCUCCUCUCGGGAAUGACAGAAGUCCCCAUCCCAACCAGGUUUCUGUUUGUGUUGUUGGGACCAGAAGGAAAAGCCCAUCAGUACCACGAGAUCGGCAGGUCCAUGGCCACGCUGAUGACGGAUGAGGUUUUUCAUGACGUUGCCUACAAAGCCAAGAACCGGGCUGACCUGGUGGCUGGCAUCGAUGAGUUCCUGGAUCAGGUCACAGUUCUGCCACCAGGAGAGUGGGACCCAUCGAUCCGCAUCGAGCCCCCCAAAAACGUCCCUUCUCAGAAAAAAAGGAAGGUGCCCGGAGCUCUGGAUGACAAUGCUUCUCACAGAAAGCCUGAAAAACAUAGCGGCCCUGAACUGGAGCGGACAGGAAGACUCUUUGGAGGUUUGAUCCUGGACGUGAAGCGGAAAGCACCGUGGUUCUGGAGUGACUUUCGGGAUGCGCUGAGUCUGCAGUGCCUGGCAUCCUUCCUCUUCCUCUACUGUGCCUGCAUGUCCCCUGUCAUCACCUUCGGGGGGCUGCUGGGGGAGGCCACCGAUGGCCACAUAAGCGCCAUGGAGUCGCUGCUGGGCGCAUCCAUGACUGGCGUUGUCUAUUCCCUCUUUGCUGGCCAACCUCUCACCAUCCUUGGCAGCACCGGCCCUGUCCUCGUGUUCGAGAAGAUCCUCUACAAGUUUUGCAAGGACUACGCGCUCUCCUACCUGUCCCUGCGGACGUGCAUCGGGCUGUGGACUGCCUUCCUCUGCAUGGUGCUGGUGGCCACGGAUGCCAGCUGCCUGGUGUGCUACAUCACCCGCUUCACCGAGGAAGCCUUCGCCGCCCUCAUCUGCAUCAUCUUCAUCUACGAGGCUCUGGAGAAGCUCAUCUGUCUGGGAGAGACCUACCCGGUGCACAUGCACAGCCAGCUUGACUUCCUCACCCUCUACUACUGUAAGUGUGCAGCUCCCACCCAUCCCACCAAUGAAACGCUGCACUUUUGGCAGAGCAAUGAGGUCAACCCUGCAGCCAUCGCCUGGGAAAACCUCACCGUAUCUGAAUGUCGACAUUUGCAUGGAGAAUUUCAUGGACCUGCCUGUGGACACGAUGGCCCCUACACACCCAAUGUCCUCUUCUGGUCCUGCAUCCUCUUCUUCUCCACCUUUGUCCUCUCGAGUUCACUGAAGAUGUUUAAAACCAGCCGCUACUUCCCAACCAGAGUCCGGUCUACGAUAAGUGACUUUGCUGUUUUCCUCACCAUCGUCGUCAUGGUGGUCAUUGACUUCCUCAUUGGGAUCCCAUCACCAAAGCUCCACGUCCCCCAUAUGUUCAAGCCCACCAGGGAUGACCGUGGGUGGCUCAUGAACCCCAUAGGACCCAACCCAUGGUGGACGGUGUUGGCUGCGCUCAUCCCAGCUCUGCUCUGCACCAUCCUGAUAUUCAUGGACCAGCAGAUCACCGCCGUCAUUGUGAACAGGAAGGAGCACAGGCUGAAGAAAGGAUGUGGGUACCACCUGGACCUCUUCAUGGUGGCUGUGAUGCUCGGGGUGUGCUCAGUGAUGGGGCUGCCCUGGUUUGUGGCCGCGACCGUCCUCUCCAUCACCCACGUGAACAGCCUCAAACUGGAGUCAGGCUGCUCAGCUCCUGGAGAACAACCCAGAUUUUUGGGGAUACGAGAGCAGAGGGUCACGGGACUGAUGAUCUUUGUGCUCAUGGGCUGUUCCGUCUUCUUGACUGCUGUGUUAAAGUUUAUACCAAUGCCUGUGCUGUACGGUGUCUUUCUCUACAUGGGUGUAUCGUCGCUCAGAGGAAUCCAGUUCUUUGACCGCCUGAAGCUGUUUGGGAUGCCGGCCAAGCACCAGCCUGACUUCAUCUACCUGCGGCACGUGCCGUUGCGCAAAGUGCACCUCUUCACCCUGGUGCAGCUCACCUGCCUCGUGCUGCUCUGGGUCAUCAAGGCGUCCCGUGCGGCCAUCGUCUUCCCCAUGAUGGUUUUGGCUCUCGUUUUUGUCCGGAAAGUCCUGGAUUUUUGCUUCUCGAAGCGAGAGCUCAGCUGGCUGGAUGACCUCAUGCCAGAAAGCAAGAAGAAGAAGUUGGACGAUGCCAAAAAUGAAGCCAAAGAAGAAGAGGAGUCUCAGCAAAUGAUGGAAGCUGCUGCUGCAAACUCAGUCCAGCUGAGCCUGGGGAAGACGAGCUACGUGGGUGUCCCCAACCAGAACAGCAGGGACAGGACCGACCCUUCUGAGAUCAACAUCUCAGAUGAAAUGUCGAAGACAACUGUGUGGAAGGCUCUCACCAUGAAUGCAGAAAAACUCUGAAUCCGAGGAGGAAAAAGGUAAAAGUUGUCCUCUUUAGGGAUCUUGGCUUUGAAGGAGAGGAGCGAGAACGUGACUCAGGGAUGAGCCGGUGCAGCUGUGCUGGGUGGAGGAAGCAAACACGCACCCUCCCUGGUUCUCUCCUCCGAGUAGCAGGAUUCCCAUUAAAGCCAUUUAAGAUGUUUCCAGUUAUCCUUGGUGUGCUUCAGGCAUUCAGUAUCUCUAGACCAGCAAUCUGAGGUGCACCUCGCUGUCAGUGGGAGCUCGGUGUUGCUCAGCCUCCGUGUGUACGUGUGUGUGCGUGUGUUGUCGCGGUCUGUGGUGGUAGAGGGGCAGCUACCGCUUGGUCAUUCAGUGCUAUCUAGUUUUUUUUUUUUAAUAUCUAAUCUCUCCCCUCACCCCCCCCCUCAUUUCCCUUUUUCUGUCCAAAUAUAAACUCUGAAUGUACAAAAGAAUUUUCUGUUAUAUUUGACGCAUUCUACACUUCCUUCUUCGUCACUGCCAGAUUUUGGGCAACCAAGCCUUGCUUGGUUGGGGUCCUUGCUUGGAUUCGCUCUUCCCUUCCAUCUCUUACCGGUGUGGGAGAGAUGUCCUUUGUGGUGGGAAGUGCAGAGAGAAAGGAGAAGCGUUUGUUCCAGUUUUGUCAUCAUUUUUUUGCUUUGACUCCAGAAUCAGCAGGUGCCCAUGGAAGGGCUUGGAAUUGAGUGAUCUUUAACAACUCAACGGAUUGUUCUGUGAUCAUUGAUCGUUCAAAGAUCAUUGGUUCUAUGAUCUUUGAGGUCCCUCCAACACAGUCUUCCUAUGAUUCUAUAGCCUUUAAGAUCAUUUCCAACCCAACCAUCUUAUCAUUCCAUGAUCUUUGAGGUCCCUUCCAAGCCAACCGUUCUGAGGUUCUAUGAUUUUUCAGGACUCUUCCAACCCAAACCAUUCUGUGGUGCUUUGAUUCUAAAAAGCUGAAAUGCCACCUUCUUGUCCCUGGCUGUGAGUUGGAUAUAAGGAAACUCCUAAAACCCACUGCUUUGAAUAAACCACGUAGUCAUGGGAGCAGCCAGCCACAUCCAUUGCUUUCCUUGCUUUACAUCCUCAAGAAUACUCUGCUCAUUUUCUUUGCCCCCCACCCCAUGCAAAAAGCCUUUUCUCUUUCAAGGUAGCAUGGAGCAUCAGGAAAAUGAAUUAUCUUCAGUGUCCCUUCUAACCCAACCAUUCGGUGAUUCUAUGGAAGCAGGAAGAGGUUUUUCCUUUUUGCUUUCCCUGCUGCCCUGCAGGAAGAUGCUGUUGAGCAGGGAUGGUACCCAUGUGCUCCUCACAUUUUGGGAGCCAUUGGGCUGUGGUCUCACCCCUGAGACAGACUCCUUUGGGUGGCCAUGGAGCCUGGGAGGAAAGGGAACACAGAAGGGACAGUUGUCCUGUCCCCAUCCCAUGUGAAGUGGCUCCAGGCACUUGGAGCUGCUGCCAUCUCCUCAUCCCAUUUGCUGUCCCAUCCAUCGGUUCAACCUUUCCAUGCCUCAGACGAACCCAGAACACUAAUAAAUGGAUGGGGGAAAAUAAUCUUCUGUAAGGAUGUCAGUGGUGCAUCAGCAAACGGGGCAGAAAGUCACUGAUUUGGAUUUGCAAACCGUGCUUUGGUGGCUGGUGGUUGUCAGAGAAAGAGAAGGGGAUUUACCUCUUGCAGGGGAAAAUAAACUUGAGUUGGAGGAAGGAAGAGCUGCAAAGCCUGGGUUUGCUCAUUGCACGAGAGCAGUGCAGCUCUGACCUUGGAAUUAUUCACCCUCUGUCUGCAGGACAGCUGCUUUCUGUCUAUUAGCCUCUGAUUAUGAGCAGAAAGUCGGUCUCCACUCCUGUUCGCCCCAGAAGGGACUGCGGCCAGGGGAUGGGAUUGUUUUCUACAUGCACUCAGCGUCCCACAGCUGGCAUUGAAGGAGCAGAAAAGUCCCAGCCAUGAAGGCAAAUAUUAUUGGUUCCUUAUGUUAAAAGCAAACCAGGCUUCCUCAGAGUGCCCUGGCACAGGAUGCACAAACAUCCGGAUCUGAAAUGAUUUUUUCCCCUGUUUGCAGGCCUAGUCUUCUCUCCUUCAUUUUAUUUUUAAGUUAUUAUUUAAAAGGAAGCAGAGUUCUAAUUCUUAAUGCCAUUAUUGCAAUUGCAGCUGCAGUUCUUGGUGCUGCUGCUUCGUUUACUCACCACCAACCCAUGGAUUGCUCUGUAUGAGCAGACUUGAUUGGGGCUGGUGAUCUUAGAGGUCUUUUCCAAUCGUAAGGAUUCCACGAUUUGGGGAGGAUUUGAUAUUUCCAUGUAGGGGGCAGGGAGCACCCCAAAGGCAGCCCUGGAAUCAGCAUGGGAUUAAAAUCACUUCCUUGCAACGUGCCGUGUUGGUUCAGUUGGCAGCAAACUCCAUUGCAGGAUGGGUGCUGGGGUUCAUCCUCAUCUCUGGUGCCUUAAAGCAGCUCCUGGGGCCAUGCACAAAGGCGGCUCUGUUACAUGAGGGGACUUUGGAAGCACUGGGGAUGCGAGGAGGAGGAGGAAAAGGAGGAGGAGGAGGAGAAGGAAGAAGGCUCACAACCAGCAGUGCAAAAAGCAAAGCUCCUCUCUCCCAUAGGAUAAAAAAAAGAAAAAAAAGAAAAAAAAAAAGGAUCCUAAAUGAAUCCUAUGGAGAGCCCUAAGUGAAGAUGGGCGGGAGGAAAGUAAGAGGGUAAUAAGCUUGGUGCUGGCACUUCUGUUUUGUCCCAGUAUAUUCUCCCUUCUGCCAUCUGAAUGUAGAAAUAGAGGAAUUAUUUUUGUUCCGAGAUACUGAAAUGAAUUUAUUUUUGUUGCAAGAGAUGAUCUAGUUUGGAAACGCACAGUGUUGUAAAUAAAACGGGGAGGAAAAGAAAACAUCCGACCAAAUCUGUGUUGUCUCCCAGUUCUGAAUUUUAAUUUAUAUAUUUUUAAAGAAUUCGAUUUAUUUAGGGCUCAUUCUGUGAAACCCAAAUGCCAUCACUCCGUGUCGCUGUCUCGUGGUUCCUGUCUCAAAUUGUUGCUGCUAUUGACAUGUUCCACCAUCCCAGCCCCAUCUGCUGGGUUUUCUCUGUCGUUCACUGACCACAAUGGGAAAACCACCCAAUAAAAUCUGUUUGUGUCUC
Tympanuchus pallidicinctus (lesser prairie-chicken) is the source of this 6451-nucleotide messenger RNA. It is a transcript of the gene SLC4A8, whose product is annotated as solute carrier family 4 member 8. Gene Ontology annotation, biological process: bicarbonate transport; monoatomic anion transport; regulation of intracellular pH. The transcript is spliced from 25 exons. Bases 129 to 3338 code for a protein of 1069 amino acids. The record is from RefSeq and is a predicted model, not a curated record. Gene Ontology annotation, molecular function: sodium:bicarbonate symporter activity; monoatomic anion transmembrane transporter activity; solute:inorganic anion antiporter activity. NCBI's taxonomy places the organism in Eukaryota, Metazoa, Chordata, Aves, Galliformes, Phasianidae. Gene Ontology annotation, cellular component: plasma membrane.